CCCCGCGCCCUAGAGCAACAUUUGGACAACCCAGGCAACUGGCAUGAAGGUAUAAUAUUAAAAAUAAUUAUAAAACUUUUACAUAAACGUUUAUUUGUACAGUGGAGUCCUAAUGGUACGGCAUGGUAGGUCAAUGAGUAAGUUAAACAAAAAAGAAUCCCUGAAUGCUGACUAUUAUUGAUUCAGUGUUUAACCCUGCCUAAAAAUUAUAAACACUCUGUAUGGGUAUUUAUGAGGAAAUCGCCGAAUUGAUGAAAAACGCAUGACGAAAACGAGGUCCGCAGGCAGCAAAAGAGAGGCUCACUAUUUGUGAACAGUAAACAAAGGAUUGGCGCCGUGUAGAGCUUCCAACAUAAACUGCAGCGCCGCUGUCGUCUUACUUCUGAAGCUUGCCGGCUCUCAUGACCAGUCUCCCCUCCUAUCUGUGGGCAAGUUGUAUACAAUUAGCAUUACAAAUGUUGUAGCGUCAAUGCAUACCAAAAGGGAAAAGGCCUCAUUUCCGGUUCCGGUUAGUGCCCGUCGUUCAAAAACGCCUUACCCCAGUGUUAGUACGAAAAUAGCCUGCGAGCAAGCUCUUCGCUCUUUCUUUUGGCCCCCUGCCACCAGAGCGUCUCAGAGAGUUUGCUCGCAGGCUAAUACGAAGAAGAAAAGUCGGCGCAUAUUUUGCGUAUUUUUCUUUCUGUUAGCGUUCUUAGCUAGAUACUACCUUAGUACUUCUUGAACUUGUAAAAUUCCCUUUAUCAGUUGAAACCUCAAACCCCACUGGAUGAAUAAUAAUUUUAAUUUUAAGCAAGUAAUCAUUAAAAACCUUUGAUUGCCGAAUGAAGUAAACUGUUUGGUAGGAGAUCAGACAAGGUGCGGAAAUUGGUGGUCGAUGUGGAAAAGCAAUUUCCCAAAAAUUAGGGUGCAAAAUAUUGAAGUACCGAAUGCUACGAAAAGAAUUGGAUUGAAGUUUCAUUUUGUUUGCUUCGUAACACAGUUUCUGCGCCAUUCCGCAGGGGCCAUAAUUUUCUGACGAAAAUUGAAAUAAAUGAUUAUCUAGCUAGAUUUACAUCACUAAUUUGGUGCUGAAGUUGUUGUAUUUGGUUUGAAAGCUAUGGUCUACUCUAGUCUAUGAUGGCCUAUACCGGGAGGCUCCGCCCGAACGGGAUAUCUUUUUCAGGCUUCAGGUGUACGAAAGGGUAGGGAUUUCACUAGGGAAAUUUGUUUCAGCCAAUCAGAAGCACUACCCAGAUCUGAGUAGUGACGCGUCAUCAGUAUGGAAUUUCUGCGCUUGUUUCUCAGACGUCAUUUCGCGGGAAAACCGUUGGUGGCGUCGCGAAAUGUCGUCUGUUUUCUCAGGCUACUUUUUUCGUGAAAAAUGGUAUAUAAAAGGGUAAGGGGUUGGAUUGCGGGGCGGAACCUCCCCGUAUAAACAUUUGUUGAGUACCCCCAACCUCCGGCCCUACCCUGUAUGCUUUUCAAAAUUCUUGUCAAGGUGAAAUAUUGUGCCAACAAACUCGUAGAAAAUUUACGAUAUUGUACGUUAAGGUUUGUCCACCUCCGCAAACAUUCUCCAAAUAGCAGAAGUCGCCCUCCGAGUUGUCUUCUUGCUGUUUUUGCCAUAUUUUUGGCUAUUAUUUCGCCUAGUUUCAGCUGUAGUUCUUACUCUUGAAACGAGUGAAAUAUCCGCCAUUUCUUUUUUCAAAACUCAACCUCGUCCCCAAGUCUUCUCGGUAACGGUGCCUUAAACUGUAGCAGGCUGCAUUUUUAGCUAUUUGUGACGUCAUUUCCUCGCUAUACACAAAAUUCUUCCAAAUUUGGUCAUCAGUAACUGGUUGUGGUGAGUUAUGGGUGUGCCAGUCAGAAUUGGGGAAAUAUUUUGAAAGGAUAACAAUGCUUUUUAAGUACUCUCCUAAACUGGAAAAUAUAAAACAAAUAUAAUAAAUUAUUACUCUUAAAUGGUACACAAAAAAGUGGGCAAUUUUUCAGCCAUGAUGUUUAUAAGAUCAAGGAAGUAACAAACAGUUCUUUGAGUUAUAUUCGGUAUGACCAAUGCAUGACGAAGUCGGGGAUUUCCCUCGUCAAGCCACUUAUGCGCAUGUACAUGUAAAAUGCAAAUAAAACAAACCAGCAAAGAAAAGCGUCACUUUCACUUAACAAGCUACAACGUACGUUCUCACGUAGUUUAAGCUAACUAUGAAUUGGGGAUCAAAACUUUAUCAGUGCACAAUCUGCUUAAAGCGUUUUAACACAGAAAUUGGCCGUGUUGAUCAUCAAAUGAAAGUACAUGGUGAUUAUUCAUUUUAUGGAGUAUACACUUGUUCAUACGAAUCGUGUACCCGAACACGUACUUUUCGACGCCAAGUUGACGUAGGCAAUCAUUUGAAAAACCCUGGCAAGUGGCACCAGAGAAGAGGUAAUAUUAAUCAAAAAUAUAACUUUUACAUACACCGUCAAUACGUGAGCUAAUACCCGAAGUCUUUGGGGUAUGGUAUGAAGGGAAAAUGAAAGUUAAACCAGGAAUUAAGCUUAAGAGAAGGCGUUUAGAGCGACGAAUUCUAACCGAAAGCGAGGCUUUGACGCUACAACAUUUGUAAAGUAAACUGGAAGCGAUAAAACAAAACAUACAAGCUAAAUGUGCUUGAUAGUCAAAACAUGCAUGAACAGAUUCCGAGUGACAGAGGACCCAAAAUCGCGGCGUUAUGUGCAUUCCAUACUUUCUUAGUGGGAGUCCAAAAGAAUGCUAGCUAUAUACAUGCGACGCAUACUUAAUAACAACCUUAUACGAAAUUUAACAAAUUAUCGUCAAUGCUAUGUGGAGAUUUCAUCGAAGUUUGAAAUUAUUUAGAGACUUUUUAUCGAUUUACGUUUAUAUGGUUGGUUUUCACAUGACGUCACUAAAAGUCAAACUACGAAACUAUCGAUCCUACUGACAUUUUACUUUCAUGGUGUAUUAGAGCAGCUGAAAACUAAUUUUCAAACAAAUUUUUGCUUCAAAAGGGUUCUUGGUUUUGUGAUAAAGUACGCUUGAAUUUCUAAGCUUUUGCGUGACGCAGCAUUUACAUGACGGCCUAGAGAGCUGUCAUUUAGGUUAAAAAAGUGACUUUUUUUGAGGAAUUUUGCUAUCUAAACAGUUCAAGUAUUAGAAAGAGUAUUACUUUAAUGUUUGUGAGUUCCUCUAGGAGUAAAUUCACGCUUUUGUAGCAAAACUCGGUAACAGAUGUUUCUGUUGGUUUCUGUCCGCCAUGUUGGAGCUCAUCCGGAUGAGCUCCAGCAUGGCGUCUCCUAGUCUCCCUCGCAGCCGUUUUUAGUAUCGUCACGCAACGCUCCUAGUUGAGAGUAGCGUUGCGUGACGAUACUAAAAACGGCUGCGAGGGAGACUAGGCGUCUCCAUACAAAGCUCUAUAAAUUUGGGUAAAACAUUUCCUCGGAUAUCUCGUAUACGAAUUAUUCCUUCGACCCAAAUCUUGACGAGGGUCUUUGUAUAUUUACCUCCUUUCAUUUCCCAGAUUCUGGACUUUAUCAGUCGAAUGGUUUUGAUUUUUAUUUUGAUCUAUUUUGAAUGGCGUGACACUGAAAACCAGCAAUUCCUGAAAGAACUCAGAAACAGAUUGAGCAAAAUUACAAGCACUUCAUUUGGUACCAUUUUUUGACUGCUGUCAUUCAAGGAGGCCGAAUUAACAGAGGAAACUGAAUUGAAAUGUCGACAAACUGAAUAAACUUAAGAAAUUUCACGUUUUGCCUUUUUUGUGAUAAGUGAAAUACAACAAUCACAUAAGAAAAAUUGACUUAAGCAAUGGACGAAAAAAAUCCUAAAAAUAGUCUAUCACAUCUAAAAACAAUUUGGGCACUUAAUUCAAGUUUUGUUAAGGCGAGUGUUGAAAAAAAGUUAUCGUAUUUUUCGUUUUUGCGUACAUUUCACUAAUCAAGAAGGUGAUUUUUAUGACGUUUUUCAGUUUCUAGUUCCAGGUAUUAGCGAAAAGUAGAAUUGCCGGAAGCAAUCACUGAUUCAUAAUAUUCUCAAAGUGCCCUUUGGGUAUUUCUUCGCGUCAACCCUACUUCAGUUUUGCAAUAUCUAAGUCCGUCUUUCUUUCUGUGUUUGACCCUUGUACUGUAACCCGUCAGUAAAGUUCUGAAAGUUUACUGCCUCCUACUACACAAGUUUCACUUCCUUGGGUUUUUGCUGCGGUCAUUGUUCUUGCCCUUCUUCCUCUUUGCCUGCUUUAAGAGACUUUACGGACACCUGGAUAAUAUAUACGGACACCAUUGCACGUCCCCUUGAUGUCCGUAUUAACCGGGCUCCACUGCAUUCAGUUUGGAAAUCGGCCAUUGCACUCGCAGUUCGUGCAAAGAACAAAAGAUAAUGUGAACGUCAGAUUUACAUGAAGCUCUACCCAAACGGCAAUUUGACACUGUAAUGGUAUUUUCCAAAGUGGCCCAUACAAGGCCUUAUGUCACGCCGUUUUCACGGACCGGUUUAUUCUUAGACCCCUUUUGCCGCGAAAAUAGAAGCUUUUCUCCGUCGAUGUGCGCAUUGUACCUCAAGGCGCAUUUCUAGGACCGAUACUUUUCCUUUUGUUCGUCAACGAUAUGCUUCUCCACUUUCACAAGUAAACUAUGGACAUUUACGCAGACGAUUCCACCUUGUCUUUAAGUUCAAAUUGGAAAACCAUUUCAUAACUAAAUCAAUUUAUCUAACAGAGACCUAACAGAGACAGAGUGAUGGGCUACAGAGAACAAAGAAAAUGUAUUUAAAUACGCAAAAAUCAAAAGCUUAAUGGUUCGUGUUUCCGCACCAAUUCCCAGGACCACAAUUUUCUUACGAUUAAAAAAAAUACAAAUAGAUUUAUCAUUUAGCGCUAAAGGUGUAGUUAAGGUGUCCUGUCUAUCUGUUCUACAGUGACUUAGGGCCUGUUUACCUGGAGUGGGAGACCCCGGUCUAGUGGGGUUGGUUUCUUUUGUUUUCACGCUCUGGGGGACACAAAACAAAAGAAACUUACCCCACUAGACCGGGGUCCCCCACUCCAUGUAAACACGGUCUUAAAUUGUUUCUCGAAUUGCAGGUGUAGAAAAUUCCAUCUUCCACCUCGUUCCCAUGUUCCUUUCCCUUCCUUCCAUGAGGAAGGAAGAGAAAGGAAUCUUUGAACGAGCUCGCUCUAGCCUGGAAGUAAAUAAGUUCGUAAGCGAUGAGCUCCAACCAGAUGGCGAAUUUCAUGGUCUUUUAAAUAAUGCCAUUGAUUCCUUGUACCGAGAACUUCAGAAAGGCUUGGAGUAUACAAACUACGGAAUUCAUAACUUGAUCAAGGUAACUGCUAAACCGCCCCCUGCCCCUCCCCACUAGCGCUAAAUUAUCGUUGUAAGAUGUUUUUAAUUUUCAACAAUAUCCCAAGACAGGUAAUCGGCUCCUGCCCUAGAAGAGACUGGAUUUAUUUCAAAAGGGUGUAGCACAGGAAAACCAUCCGGCAGUUGAAAUGUUUGCCUCUGCCAGUUAUUUCAAAAGGCGAUAGUUUUUUAAUACAGUGAAAAAUGCUAGGAAAUAGUAGAAUUGAAAUGACUGCCACAACUCCUGCCAUGUUAAAACACUUCUUGAAAGUACAAGAUAAACUAAGUCGUUCCAAGAAUACAUGAAUCGGUUCACCUCUCCUUCCCUCAAUAAUGUUUCGUGGGUUUGCUUGGACAUAGACGUCUUCAAAAUCAACAUGAAGGGGAAGUGGAGAAGAAAUUCGCAAGCGUUUCUCAACAAUUAUGACCAGGGAUGUAUCUUUAAUAACAAAUCACUGAUUUUUAUCCUCAAAAGUUACGAGUAGCGUCUCCGAUACUUUGGCCUUAGCGUCCCGUCUGUUAAUCCAGAGGGGUUUCUAGAUCUUGGGCCGCGGUCGUCGUGAGUUUAGCACGAAAGCAAUAAUAAAACGUGCUAUGAUUAGAUUCUACAUGUCGCCUUGUCUUUUUAGGGCGGAUCGAUUGCAAAAGGCACUGCAUUAAAAAACAACGCCGACCUGGAUUGCGUGAUGGUCAUGAACGGUAUUGAAAACGCUUCCCAGUUGAGCAGCAAACUACCUGACAUCUUGUAUAUGCUAGAGUCACGCUUGGGGAGCAGUAUAGGGGACUCCUGGAGUUUGACUUCCAUAAAGAGGACGCGGUUCUCCUUGCAGUUUAACAUGUCACGUUAUUUCAACCCUGGGGAGUCUGUUAAGGUUGAUCUUUUGCCCACAUUUGAAGCAAGCGUAGCGGGCAUCGAUGGUACGUACGUAACCGCAAGAGUUGAAACGCUGAGUUACUCAUAGAGUAGUUAGUGCACGGCUGUUUGAAUGGGAGGCCCCCUUGAAGAAAUUCCCAGUUAACUCAACGUUCAUAACCCAACCUAACUUAACUCAUCGCACAACUGCUUUUUACCCUAUGUACAAAUGUAAUUGUUCACCCGGUUUUGACUGAAGUCAGCAAAAUGUAUAAAACAGUGAAUGUCGAUCAGCUAGAGAUUUGUUUUGUUUUUCCUUUUUUGGUCAAUUAACAUGUGUUUCCAGUAGGGCAAUCUCUUUUCUUUAUUACCUCUUGCAAUCUUGUUUUGAUUUAUUGUUUGGUUCCUCUGUUCCUGAGCUUAUCUUCAUCGCUACUACUUCUCUUAUACCACUCUAAAUUCUUUUUCUUUCCAUAAUGUCAAGUAAUUAUACAAAUUUUUGCCGUCACUUGUAUGUCUCACGCCACUCUGUGUUCAUUUCACUUCUUUUUGUAUCUCAGUGUUUUCAGUUUUUUUGUUGAAACAAAAGACUGGUCGUAAGUUUUGUGCAACAUCUUGAUUUUAUUUUAUUUUGUUUGCCAUUAAUAUCUUCUACUAGUUUGCUAACGUGCUCAAAGCUCUUUGGACAAAGACCACAUGGCCGCUCCAAGUGAAAUUCGGUCGGUGCUACUAGAUGCAUGGCGACAGUUUCAAAUUCCCCUACCCUAAAUUGCACAACAAUCCAAUAGUAUACCUACCCAGGGGACAGCUCUGAAAAUAAAAUUCCCAUGAGAAGGCAUUAGUGCCCUCCAUUCUCACCAGGGGCUCACCAUUUCAUACGUAGGUGCAACAGACAUACAUAAUCUUUGCGCGCAGAUUAAGCUACUAAACAGUAAGUUUUGGGUUGUUGGUCAACUGCCCAUCAGUGAAGCUAAAGACAUGCGCAAUCUUGAAAAACGAUUUAUGAAAUUUUAUUACAUCUUUUAUGAUCUUGAAUCUGAAGAGAGAUUUAAUCUUAUCAGCGUUUAGUUAAAAUACUUUUAUGAUGUUACAUCUAAACAGAGAUUCAAUAUUCUUUGUCUUAGAGCGAGAAAGGUUUUACAGAAAAAUGCUUGAGGACAAAAAGAACUGGCCAUACUACUCCGCAGCCCUUGUGAUGAUUCAAAAAGACUUCGUCAAGGAACGGCCUGCACUCGUAAAAGACCUGAUUCGGUUGGUGAAGUAUUGGCGCAAGACGUAUAUUCCACAGAUUGGUAGUAAGCAUGUCCCACCCUCCUAUCUUCUGGAGCUUCUCACAAUACACGCCUGGGAGAAUGCAAAUCGUCCAGAGAGAUUUGACUUGAAGAUUGGUUUUAAAGCUGUUAUGGAGGUUCUAAAGAAUCACCAAAGUCUUCGUGUUUCCUGGGGAGAUUACUACAGAAAGAAUUUAAUUCCAAGCAGGUACAUUCAUGGAGUGUUCUAAAUUAGUUUAACCAGGAUAAACGAACCGCCUUUUAGAUUCUUGAGGACAUAGGCCGUCUCGGAUGUUUGUAAACCGAUAUGAUCUUUUUACCUUAUUUCAACCAGUUACCAAAUCCGUUAGGAAUGUCUAUCGAGGCAAGAAAUUCGUAACACGUAAAUUUUAGAAAUAUAGCAAUUGGACAAAUUUUCUUUUACUGGAGAAUUUUAUUUAUGGCAUAUUUUCCUUUUUGGCAUUUCAGUCUCCUGUAUGGGCCAUAUGUAAUUGAUCCUGCCAACCCAACCAACAACCUGCACGACGCUGUUGACUGCUGGGAUGAGGUGAAAAAGGUUGCAGAAGAAACCAUGCGGAAACCCCUUCUCAGAGAUGUGUGGUUUACAGCUAACUGGAGCUGAAGAACCACGAUUUUAUUAGAUUUAUUUGAGUAAUAUACCUAAUUGCAAUAACGUUGUCUUAGAAAAAUGAAAAAAGGAAAAAGCCAAAUAGGAAUUAAUUAGGCUAAUAAGCCUAACAAAUUCAUAUGCAGCAUCCGCACAUGGACGUCGUAUUUGCCUGUUGGAAUUUGCUAUUGUUUUAAAGCUGAAAAACAAUCAAACAAAUUCCAGCGGAGAAAUGCAGCAGUUGCAAAUGAAUCCACCCUGAGAAUGUGGCUUAAUUAGCCUAAUUAAUUCCUAUUUGGCUUUUUCCUUUUUUCAUUUUUCUACGACAACGUUAUUGAAAUUAGGUGUAUGUAGAGUCCGUAAAGGGAUUAGGGUAUAAUUUUGGGUGUGUAGUGUUUAGCAGCCAGGCGUGUCAUCGAUGGCGUCAUCAACUAUGUAACCGCGUGAUAUCUAUUUCUUAAACUAUUGUAAGUAGUCACCCUGUAUUAGUUUUGCAGUUCAUUAAAGCUUCUAGUAAGAUAACAAGUCUCCACGUUCUUUAGGAACCCGAGAACUCAACAGAGUCAACCUCUCUAUUUUGUGUACUGUCAAAACAACGGAAGAAAAUGGUGUUUGGUGACAUUUUGAGCCGAUGAGAAGGCUACCCAGAUCGUUUAUCAAAUUUCUGAUUUCUGCUGGCGGCCUCUUGAACUGAAAUUUGCUACGUGUUUGUUUAUAGUUAAAGUGAGCCAAGACGUUCCAGAGUGAUGAGAGGGUCACUAAAACCAUUGACCAAGAUUUUAAUUUGGGCUUCUUGUCAUCUUCGAAUCUUUACCACAGGGGAUAACCUACAAUCGAAGGAAUUAUGAGCUAUAUAUGGCUCAUACGGUUAUUCCCCCGUCCCCAAAUUCAUAAAUAGCUAUGAUCAUAAAAAUCAGUUUCUCACAGUGAUUUAUUCGGGACAUGUGUCAAUCAACAGUUGCAAUAUUAUAAAAAAAAAUCAUCCCAAUUCACUAUUGCUUAACUCGUUGUAUAUUUAUCCCAUAUUUUCUUCUGAGAUUUAUGUUUUCUCCAGGUGUACAGAGGCCACGAUUGAAAGAGAGUUGAAGAAAAACCAUGUACAUCUUGUUUAUAUCAUACUAUCGACUAUUUAUAACUUCGUUUUCUUACGAGUGGCAACCUUGUUCCCAGGGUCCUCUUCUACUCUUCCUCCGGGAGGAUGAGUAGGGGAGAAACCUGGGAACGAGGUUGAACGAGUGCAAAGGGAUGUGUAAGUGAAAUCAUCACGCUUGGAGCCUGAAUCACGCCCAACACUACUUCAUUUCACCUAAGAAAAUUAAAAAGAUAAUAUAAAAUUUUAAGUAUGUAUUGACAAAUAAAAUAAUACACAAGAACAAAGAACUCACCCAGCAAACCCCUUUUGUUCGCGAAGCAAAGAGGUGAAACCCACGAUCUGGAGCGUGUGCAAAGUCUGAUCAACGUCAUGGUAAGAAUGGAGUGCCCAUUCAGUUUAGAUAUGAAGUGUACGGUAGCCUUUGAGCAGGCUGUCUUGUGGGGUGUAGGAUUAAGGGACAAGGAGAAGAAGGGGCGAAAGGACAGGAGAAGAUGCUCCUGCGUCCUUUAGCACGCUUCCCCUUGCUCACAAACGAAGGGCAAGCCCACCAAUAUUGCCCUGCUCUGUAACAAGGUAAAGUUGACUAUAACUCAACCUCGUCCCCAGGUCCUCUUGGUUAACGGUAUAUUAACCUGCAAGAAAGCUGUAUUUUUGACGUCAUCGGUUCAUUAAACGCAAAAUUCUUCCAAAUUUGGUCGUCAGUAGCUGGUUAUGGUGAAUAAUGCGUGUGCUUUUAGCCAAUCAGAAUUGGGGAAAUAUUUUGAAUGAAUAAUAAGAAAGGUUUUCGCACUUAAGGAAAAAGUGAGUUCUUGGGAGAAAACCAACAUUUAGUGUUUCUAUAGCUCAUGAUAAAUAGUGCAUUUACAUUCUAAGUUUAUUAUAUUAUUAGAAUACUAAAACAAAUUUGCAAAAGGUCUCUUGAAAUAAUGAGUGUUAAAGAACCUCAAAAUAACACCUUAGACAAUCUUAGACACCUCAGAGCAUUUCGAAACAUACCAGAACACUAAGGACAACCAAUCAAUAAGUAAAAUGGCCGAGACAAACCAAAUCACUAAACAAUUUCACUUAAAUCACUUAGUUUAGGUGUUAUUGAGAGUUAAGGCGAGCUUGCCUUAGUAAAUAUCCUCUGAUUGUUUUUAGUCUAAAUCAGGUCUAAAUCGACCAAGAAAUGAUACUUAUAAGUGUUAGGGUGGUGACAGGUCUAUAAAGACCAUUCAUAAACAUUUUUAUUUGGGCCAUCUUCUUUUUUAAAAGGGGUAUGAUUUUGGGUCUGUACUAUUUUUAUGGUCAUAUUAAGUAGCCUGCAGGCAUGUAUGGUAGCAUCAAUUAUGUAGCUGUGGAAUAUUUAUUUCUAAUGUGAUUUUAAGUAAUUAAUAGUUUUGCAGUUCAAUAAAGCUGUUAGUACGAUGAGUCUCCAGGCGUUCUGCAACAACUCAAGAAUUCGAGAAGAUCAAAUUUCAAAUUUCAUUUAUUUUUGGGUAUUGUCAAAAUGAUGCAAGAAAAUGGUGUUUGGUGACACUUUGAAACGGUGGCAAGACCACCUACAUCAUUUAUCUCAUUUCUGAUUUCAGCUGGUGGCCAUCUUGGAUUUUUCCAUAGAGGUUAGCCUAUGAUACUGGGUCAAAAUCUGAAAUUUGCCACUUGUUUGUUCAUAGUUAAUGUGGACCAAGAUGUUUCAGAGUGGCGAGAGAGUCACCGAAUCCAUUGACCAAGAUUUUGAUUUGGGCCUUUCUCAUCUUCGAGUUUUUACCAAAGGGGAUAACGUACAAUUCAGUAGUCUGAGAAAACAACCAACAUUUCGUUACACCACCAACUGGUUUUCCUACAAAAUGAUGUCUGAAGAACGACAACUGCAUAAAUUCCAAACUAAUGACAUGCCACUACCUAGAUCUGGAAAGUGCUUCUUAUUGGUUGUGCCAGGAGGAAAAUUUGCCUUAACCAAUCAGAAGCACUACCCAGGAUAGUGACAUGUCAUCAGUAUGGAAUUUAUCCAGUUGUUCCUCGGACGUCAUUUUGUGGCGAAACCAGCGGUGGCGUUGAGAAAUGGAGGCUGUUUUCUCUGGUUAACAAAUCAGUAUGUAAAAGCUCACGAAUUCAUGAAGGGCCACAAUUAUAAAAUUCAGUUUCUCACAGUGUUUUAUUCAUGUGUCAAUCAACAGAUGCAAUAAAAACUAUCACCACAAUUCAGUACUGUGUAACUCAUUAUAUAUUCAUCCCAUAUAAUUUCUUAAGAGGUUCAUGUUUUCUCUAGGUGAAGAGAGGCAACAAGUAAAAGAGCAUUAAAGAAAAGCACAUACCAUUUGUUUAUCCUCAAAUUACUUGCUCAUUCAGGUGGCGGAUCCAGGGGAGGGGCUCAGUCCCCCCCCCUCAUUUUUAAAUCAAACUGAGGCCCGAAGGGUCAAAAGAAAGUUUUUUGGAGAACGCCCCCCACUUCCUCUUAUCUAAGGGUCUGGAUGACUGGGCCCCCCUUAUCUCAAGGUCUGGAUCCAGCACUGUCAUGGGACCAAUAUUUUCUGCAAAAUAGCCUUAAACAUAAGUUAAUCUGAUAAGCAUACCUCACAUUAACCGUGCCGGAUUUUUCACUACAGGGUUCAUACAAAAAAUUCCAACCAUUUUGAAAGGACUUUCCAAGGACCACAUUCGAUUUUUUAAGGACCACCUACCAGUAAUGUUAUGUCACAGAUUGUACAAAAAUGGACAUUCCCAGUGCAUUCUAAAAGGAGUUUAAGGCUUGAAACAUUUGCUCUACCAACUUCUCUAAAUUUUUCAGUUCACUUGUUUUAAGUAGUUAAUUAUUACAUAAAACAAAAAAAGCAUUAUGUAAAAUUCUCUGAGCUAUGAUUUAUAUUCUGUCUUGGACAACCAAAAAGGAUUAAAAAACACUAUUCAAAGUUGAAGAAAAUUCAAGGACUUUUCAAGACUGACUAAACUCCUCAGUGACUGCAAUGUCUUGCUUAUGGAACUUCACGAUUUAUGGUUGAGAUAAACAGUAACUCUUACCUCCAUAGAUCACCUUCCUCCAUAAACAGUUCCGUCUCGAUCCCAGUGGCGCUGACCGUAAGGAUCGCGGCCUCUUGAGACAAGGAGACAAGAACCUAGAGCUUCGAUCCUUUUGGUCAGCGUCGCGGAUCGAAGCGGUCAGCACUCGUUAACAUCCGUCGAAAGGCCCUCUUGUCUUCAGUCGGAUUUCGUAAACGUAUGACGUCACGCUCGCCUCGUGGUUCUCCCUGUGACUCAUGUAAGCUUCUCUUCGAUCGUCCACUCCGAUUUGUCCGAUGAUCUGAUGUUUGUUUCGAGGUCUUGUCUUGCUUCUUCGUUCAUCCCUCGAUUGAUUAAACCAAGAAGAUGCCACUGCAUCUGUUUGAAAAGGAUGUUUUAAUGUUUCGCCUCGAUCGAGCCUCUUGGCGCAUCAAGAAGGUCCUUUCAGCGGAUGUUACUGAGUAACAUCCGUUGAAUGGCCCCGGAUGAAUGGCAUUCAUGAAGAAAUUACACGAAGAAGCAAAUAAAACUCAAAUGAAACGCUGCCCCAUUUAACAACUUUUUCAAAUUUUGGCGGGAAUAUAAAAAAACAGAGAAUCAUCCAUGUGUGUAAUGUCUGUCAAUGUCGAAUGCUUGCAGCAACAACAACAAUUCAACAACAACAACUUUAUUUGUACCCAGCUGUACCCUACAUUGAUUUACAUGAUACAAAAAAAUUAGAUAAAUAUAUAGAGAGAGUACAGGCUGCCCAUAAUAACCCAUACCUGCCAACCUCCGGAGAUCUAAAAUCUGGAGACUCUCCAUUUUGCACUACACCCCCCCAUCCCCGAAUGUCAACAGCACCAACACCCCCACUCCUCCCCCCCGCGCCAACAAAUUGCCUUAGGACAUUAUAUGACGUCUUACAUGACGUACAUGGGAUCAAAACGCGCUUUCAUGAUUGAAAUGACGAACUAAUCUUUGUCAUUGACUAAACAUGUGCAAAAAUGUCCCAGAAACUGUACAAUGAAUAAAAAAAAGUUCGAAUUUUGUGAAAAAAUGGACUAAAUUUCAAACUAAAGCACAGAAAUGCUCAAAAGUCCAUUUUAUCGGGGAGAUUUGGUGCUCUAACCGGGAGAUCGGGAGAUUUGAUGAAAAACUUGGAGACUCCCGGGAAAACCGGGAGAGUUGGCAGGUAUGAAUUAACCAUUCAGAGGGCUAAAAACAUGGGGCAGCCUCACUUAGGUUAUUUAUAAAUGAUUAUAUUAAAGGGUCAGGUACCACACACCACACACAGCUACACAAAACAUUCACAAAAAAAAAACGAGUAGAAAAAGAAAGACAGCAAAAGAAAGCUAAGUUUACCAGUAUUAAACAAGGGAAAGCCAUUCUUGCACUACUAAGUUGUCUGAUAAUUUAUAUUCUGUUUCAUCCGCUGAAGAAGCACAGAGCUAAUGGAAGAUUUUGAGACUCGAAAAACCGUUAAAUUUUUCCUCUACAAGGACUACAAGGCAAGCAAAGGCUGUAGAGGCACAGGUGAGUAGCAGCUAUAUUAUUUGACAGUGGCGGAUCCAGACCCUCAGAUAAGGGGGGGGUCACCCUGUCAUCCAGACCCUGAGAUAACGGGGGGGCCCAGUCUUCAAAGAAUUUUUUUCGGCCCUUCGGGCGCGGCCCCAGUUUGGUCUAAAAAUAAGAGGGGGCCUAGGCCUCCCAAGCUCCUCCCCUAGAUCUGCCACUGUUGUAUACAAAGUGGGCCAUUGACCAUAGCCCUACUCCAAUUUCCCAGAAUGUCAUUUGGUUAGUUCGUUGGCAGAAGCAAACCUCUUUGAGAUCUUAACAGUGUCCAUAGAAUCUGCAAUCGACAGUUGGCCGGGUAUGUAUAAGUAGGCAGUUGAAAAACAAUCCUGCUUCAUGGUGCUACUCUUGAGUUGUCGGAGGGUAGAAAACGUGUGCCCAGGAUGCUACAACUGGUGUUCAAUAAAAUCGUAACAUUUCCACUUGGCCAAUUUUGGGUUGAGAAACAUGGCUGCGGUGGUGGUAGGGAAAGGGGGUGGGGGCAAGCACCCCCCCCCCACCCUGCUAUUUACAUUAAAGCCAAUUCCCUUUCAAGCAAACAGCUAUGACUGUGGCUGACUUUGUCUGCAUGGUAAGCAUAUUUUGGAUAGUAUUGCCACAAUUUGUAAUAGCAAUGACUAUAAUAUUUUACAGUGAAACCUCUAUUAAGCAGACCCCCAAUUAAGCAGACACCCUGUCUUAAGCAGACACUAAGCCGGGUCCCGAAACAGACGUCUGAUAUUUCCCUUUAUAACAAACCCCUAUUCAGCGGACACCUCUGUUAAGUGGACGCGGACACUAAAAUAAGUUGUAUUUGGCUAAUUUCUAUUGUUAAAAACCUCUAGUUUUUGCAUUUACAAACAAAUUAAAGUUGGUAAUGAAAGGUAAUGAACUUUAACUCUGGAUAGCUUCUUUAACGACAUGCAACUUUUUCACAGUACAGAGUAACCGUUAAAUGUUGAUCGUUAACAAACAUUGUGCAAUUUUUAAAACCUCUAUUAAGAGGACACCCUCCAUUAAGUAGACACUUGGAAAGGUCCCGAAGGUGCCCGCUUAAUAGAGGUUUCACUGUAAUUGAUAUAAUAACAAUGUAAUAGUAAUGAUUAUGAUUAUUAUAAUAUACAUUGUUAGACAAUGAAAUAUUUUUAAACUUUCAGUAUUCUGAACAUCACUCAUGUUCUUAAACUACUGUUGUAAAUGGUAGCAUUAACAUGUAUGACAUUUAGUUUGCACAGAACUUGAGUAGAGGAAAAAAAUCCCAAUUUCCAUCAGGUACUGUACAGAACCUCUGUUAACCGACACCUCCAAUAAGAUUACAUGCACCUCUUACUAACAGACACUAAUCUGGGUUCACAGCAAUUAAUUUCUAUGUUAAAAAUCUGUAUUAAUCCCAACUGUUGUAAGUAAAGACAUCUUUUCUUGGUAACAAACAUCCAUAUAGAUAGGUCAAAUCAGACCUAAACUUCUUUGCAGAAUAGUUGCCCACAUGAUAGAUCAUAGCUAUAGCAAAAUUUAAUACUCCUCUCUCUAUGGCAGUGGCGGAUCUAGGAGAGGUGCCCAGGGAACCCGGACCCCCCCUUAUUUUUGGACCAAACUGAGGCCUGAAGGGCCGAAAAGAAUUUUUUUGGAGACCACCCCCCUCCCCCCUUAUCUCAGGGUCGGGAUGACCGGGCCCCCCCUUAUCUGAACGUCUGGAUCCGCCACUGUAUGGGGCACUUCAGUUGAACAGAUGCCAUUCACAAGCGGCAUAAUUCCGCAGUAAUUUGGUCAACACUUUGAUACUAAGUAAGAAAACAAAUUAACAUAUAGAGGGAGAAAAGAGGAUCGAGAGUCACCAAAAUCGACCCACCAGUCAAAUCACACAGCCAAUAAUGCACAAGAAAACAAAAAACAAAUGACAUGCCUUUACUGGGAAAGAAGUUGAAGGAACAAUAAUUGUUACAGCAGAAGAGGCGUUAAGGUACACUUAUAAACUAAUAUUCAAGCAAGACCUCAAAGAAAUCAGGGAGUGGGGAUUAUUUACAGAGAGGGAAGGGCUAAUGCAGAUGGGAAGAUACCAUUUCCAAAUUCUUUAGACCCUCCCCUUUCAGUUUUUACAGGACAUAUUUUGGACAAAACAACAAGAAGCCAAGUCAAAACUCUCAGGGGUUACUUAAGUUGAAUUAAAAAUAUUGAUUCCACCAUUCAUUCAUUGUUGUACUGUUAAAGACACGUAUUACAAAAAAUCUUGAACAAACCCAUUGACCUGAUAGGCAACCUUUCCCAAGAAAUAACUUGCAGAUAUCAUGUAUUGUAGAUGAAGACUUCAUAGUAUCAAUGGCUUCGAACCAAAACGCACAGUUUAAGUACAUUUUCAUUUGCAACCUUAAUAACAAAGCAUAAAAUAAGUAAGCCUAAAUAAAUAAAUAAAUAAAUAAAUGAAUAAAUAAAUCUGAGAGAAUUUAUGUAAAACAUGGCUUCAGUGAGUGUCUACAGGUCCUAUGCUAAGUGUGUCCUUGGUACCAAGACUUUGAUCCCCUCCCAGGACAAUGGGUGACUGUCUGUGCUUGCCACUGAGCUCUGCAAUUAUCAACAACAACAAAACUUUAUUAAUAAACAUAUAAACUUACAGAAGUAUUGCCGGCAGCUAGCAAGGCUAUUCGAGGCGGGAUAAUGCGUGCAAAAUAUAAAAAUAGAGACUAAGGCUAUUAACAUUAUCAUUCUCAGCAGAGGCCGGAUUCAGCUCAGUGGCUAGGGCAAAUUAAGAACAAGGUACUUGCCAGUCAAAGCCUCUAGUAAACACUGCUGCUUACUGAAGGGGUUGUGUCAAAAUAGCCCCCUCCCUACCCCACUAAUUUUGGCCCCCUGACCUGAUCCACCCACCCACUGUUAGGGCAGUCCCUGGGCUAUCUAGCUAAACCGACCAAUACGGCAAGCCCCCUACCUUUUUGGACACUGGACUGGCCUGGUGCCGGGCUGUGCCCGGCGCCAGGCGAAAACCUAGUGACCAGUCAUUUUAACGAAAUCAGACAGAAAUAUUAUUAAAUAAUAUUAUUAUUACAGCCUCAUAUUUUGCACAUUCUCUUGAGCUUAUGAGGUAAAAUGACAUAAUAGUGGGAUAAUAAAUAACGAUAUUGAUCCUUCUCCUCAAGUGUGAAAUAUAAGUGUGGCGAUUUUUACACUGUACAUGUAUUCAAUAAGGAAAGUGAUAAUGUAUAAUUGUCACCUAGAUACACAGCCUGGUGAUCUGGGGCCAUUCAAAGGAUGUUAUUCAGUAACAUCCACUGAAAGGUCCUUUUCCCCGCGGAGUAAGAAGAGGCUUGAAACAUCAAAACAGCCUCUAAACGGGGGCAGUGGUAUCUUCUUGCUUGAAUUGAUUGGAAUCAAUCGAGGAAUGAUCCAAAAAGUGGGACAAAAUCUCGGCCAAAUCUCUCACCAAAAAUCAAACAAGUCGGAGUGCAGGCGAAUCACACAUUGAACUUCGAGGCGAGCGUGACGUCAUACGUUUACGAAAUCCGACCGAAGGUAAGAGGGCCUUUCGACGGAUGUUAACGAGUGCUGACCCCAAUACCGAUCGAAGCUGACCCCAGUGGACCCCAGUGCUUACGCUUCUCCCUCCCAGGCCGUCAUGCGCAGAAGAGCUAUGGGGUCGAGUUACGUGGGCGCAUGCUAAGUAAUCAGACCACACAAAUAUGUUUUUUGACGCAGGAAGUAUAAUAAAGUACAUAGUAAAUUUUUGUAAUCUCAGAUGGCAAGUACUAUUUAAUUUCUAUAUGAAGUUGUUUAAUAGAAAUGUUGAUGCCAUAGGCUGUUGAAAAGGAAAUUCAUGCGGGGACACCCCCUCAUUAAUAAUUUCUGACAAGCAGGAAAUAAAACCUGAUAGGCACGGUGGGGAACCCCCCUAAUUAUAAAGUCGAAUUUAAAAAUACAACAGUGGGUUAACUCUUGUAUUUAAAAUAAAUAGUAUAAAUUACUGCUUUUUCAGUGAUCUCCAAAACUGACAAUUUUUUUAGGCAUAUUAAAUGUAUGUUUUGUAGAAGAAAUGAACAAUUUAGUGAGGUAUAUAGAUAUUUGUAUGGCCCGAAUGUAUGUCGAGGCCAAGAUAUUGCUGAAAGUUUUCAACCACCCAACUAAGCACAAAACAACUUUUUUUCGCAGAAUUUGCAUUAAAGGGGCUAUGUCAGCUGGAGAGCAUGCGCUCUGAGGUUAUGCAAAUUACUUUCAACUGUCAAAAUUCUAUUGUUUUUAACGCGUGACUUUCUCCAUGUGCGCUGUGAGGUUAUGCAAAUUACUUUCAACUGUCAAAAUUCUAUUGUUUUUAACGCGUGACUUUCUUCAUGUUCUCUGUCACGUCCAAGGUUCCGAAUUUAGAGAGGUUUAGCGAAAUGGGUUUAGAUAAGGGAUAUUUCGAUAGAAUUUAUGGAACGUUUCUUCUCUGGUUAUGCUAGAUCAAGAAUAAAAUUGCGACGACAAUUUUACUUGUAUAUUUGAAGUAAAAACGCAUGCCAUUCAUAAAAUAGAGCGCAAACAAAAAUUCAACAACAACAUAUUGUCUUAUUCAACAAAAUAAAUGGAAGUUGUAUUUUACAAAGGAGCUACAAAAGACGCUAGACCGAAGAUAAAGACCAAGACUGUUUCAAAUCAUUAACAAUUAGACUUGUCUGUCGCUAUUGAUUUUAUAAUUUAGAUGCUGAUAGAACAAGAGACCAAGUCUUUGUUUUGAUCUUAGGGAAACAUACAUUAUGCUCCAACACAAACAGUUCAAAAACAUGGCAUUUACAGGAUCUAACUCGUACUAAGGUGCCUCUCUAAGUCCGUUGAGAACAAUCUGGACGAGCAAACGGUCGUGUUUAUCUUUGCCGUGAAUCGAGAUAAAUACAAGAAGGAAUCUAGCCGAAUUUUAGAAUGUUUCCUUCGCCAGGAGUUUAGUUUCGUCACGAAACUCAUGCCCUGAUGCUCUUGUAAUCGUUUACAAAAAACGGCCGCCGCCAACUCGAUAGCCGCUUCAUUAUAUGUCCACAUACUUUGAGCACAAGAAAAAUCCAAGAGCCAGCAGCCUCUAAAAUAACUCAAUAGAAAGGUCCUGUGAACUAUAGGGAAGAUUCCAUCAAAGAUUCCAUCACUCAUUGUGGAGUAGCCGUCAUUAACUCUGCCAUUACAACGGCCGCUGAUAAGAGGACACAGUAAAUCCACGUAAAAACAUUCCACAGGCAAACAAUUUUAAAAUAACGCCAAAAAAUUGUUCUGUAAUCACCAUAGAAUGAUUCUUAAUACAAAACUUCGCUAACUAUCGAGCGAUGGCUGAGAUUUAGACAGAUAAAAACAGCCUUCCAAAAUCUCCGACACAACUUGAAAAAGUUGGGCUGUCUUUUUCAAGUUUGUUUUCAUUAGCUCGCGCAUGCGUGUUGGGUGACAUAGCCCCUUUAAGUAAGACGAAUCUGUCGAAUUGUAGACCGUGGAACCACGGAACUUGCGGAGCCUACGGAACCUAAAGAAAUGACUUUUUUUAUUACAACUACCUUUGGCUAAAGUGAUAAAACAAUUAGUUACAAUUAAUAAUAACAUUGAUAAACUGUUUACAGUGCCCUUUUUUCUCUUAAGAUCGUCGAGAUCGAGCACUUACCGUCACUGGCAGCCAUUUUGUAAUUGAUUUUAAAUGUACCGAGAGGGCAAUCGUUGGGUUCCCAAACCGUCCCCUACCACCAAGUAAGUAGAUAGUCAUCCCCCUCACCUUCAAGCUAGACUCGGCCAAUAUUGCCGCUUGUAGCGCUCGCUCCCGACGAUCUUGCGGAAAAAUAGGGGACAGUACACAGUCGAUAACAUUAAUCGAGAGCUAACGGGAAGUCCGCGAAUCGCGGAAUUCCGGCUUGUUAGUACUUCUGAAGAGAACGAGAGGUACAGAUUAGAACACAGUAGCACAACGUUGGAAGGAAGAUAGAAUGUGAAUGUGUUUGUGAAAAAUAGAUGAUAUUGAGGGAAGGGCUGGGUUGUAUCCGGCAACAAGAGGAAUACGUGUGGGUGAGUGGGUUAUGGCAUCGCUGGGUUUAGGUGCGUCAGUACUUGUGAUAGUGUGAACACCGUUGUAUCUUCUGGUUGAGGAAACCGACGUUGUAUCCACGUCUUUAAAGUUGUUACAACGCAGUUUGUGAGUCUUGUUGGAGGAACAUAUACGUCGUAUUCUGAGGGCAAGGCUGAAUGGAAAAGCUCGUUUAGAGUGUAAAAGGUAGCCUGCACAACUGUCGCUUUAAGAGCCAAGCGAGACGAACACGGCAUUUCGUAUCGGACGAGCGCGAAUCGCGAGGCGAGGGAAGGAGAAAGAUUCGCGCGAAUUUCCGUGUUUGCCUGGCUUGGCUCAUAAAGCGCCUGUUAUGCAGGCUAGGAGGAGGCGACAUGAUGCAGCGUAAAAGAUACUGAUGUUUGUUUGUAGGAUUAGUAUUAAAGAACAGUUUCAAUGAUACUGUCAUGAGGGGCACCUUGACGUCGAGAAAGGAGAAAGAUUUACAUGCAUAAGUAGUUAGAUGUAAAUUUAAUAGUGGGAUGAAGGGUAUUUAUGUAAGAGAUGGAAUAAAAAUAUACGUUUGAAGUGAGAAUGAAUUUGAUGAGGUUACCAAGAGUUUCUGUGUGUAUUGUGGAUGUUGAGCGGUAAAGUAAUACCCUCAUCCUUCUCUCAUCCUACUGUGUUUAAACCUAUACCUCUCGUUGCCUUCCGACCUACUGAAAAGCCGGACCCAGAAUUCUCGAUCAGUGUUCCUUAACACAUCGACAACAAUUUUCCAUCGUCUGUACUCUUAUUGACCAUAGAAAUGACGUCAAAAUGUUCAAAACGCAAGUGGAACCACGAGCCGCUGGAGAGUGAUUUCAUUAUAAACUUUUGAACAUUUUGACGUCAUUUCUAUGGUCGAUAAGAGAACAGACCAUGGAAAAUUGUUGUCGAUUUUUUUUUUACAAUAACAUUGACAGUUUUUGUCGUCCAUUUCCGUUGACUUUUCGCGGAAAAUUGCUUGCGGGAAAGAAAAAAACAAACUGCGCUACCAUCACUUCAUUUCCAUGGUCUGUACUGUUAUCGACAAUAGCUCUCCUGCUCUCGACCAAUCAGCGGGCGCGAAAUCGCUUAGUUUUUGUAAAAACAUUAUUGUAACUAAUUAUUAUAUCACAUUAGCGAAAGGUAGUUGUAAUAAAAACAGCCAUUUCCUUAGGUUCCGUAGGUUCCACCGAUUCCGCACAUUCCGCGGUUCCACGGUCUUCACUUUCGCGGUCUGCAAUUCCACAGAUUAGUCUUAUGCUGCUUUAAAAGAGUGUUUCGUUCGCAACAGAAAAGAACACUUUUGUUCUUGGCCAACAGUGGGUUAUUUCAAGUAUUUAGUACUUUUUAGUGCAAAUUAUUACCCUCUCUUAGUACUCGCCAAAAACUGGCAUUUUUUUUCAACCAUAUAUUUUGUUUAAUUUUCUGAGUUUUAUUCGGUAUGGCAUUGUAUGACGUGGCUGACGAAGUCGGGGAUUUCCCACUCUCCGGCGCAUGGACGCGUGGAAUAAACAUAAAACGAACCCGGAAAGUUAAGUUUCGCUUUUACUUGAGAAGCUUCGUUCGCAGGUAGUAAGCUACUUAUGGUUUCGGCUAUGAAACCUUUUAAGUGCACAGAUUGCUUGAGGCGGUUUAGAACAGAGAACGGCCUUGCUGAUCAUCAAAGAGCCGUACAUCCUGACCCAGUUAUGAAUUCGCUAUUGAAACCUUAUCCGUGUAUGGUUUGUCCGAAGCGGUUUACCACAGAAAAUGACCUAAACAAUCAUAUGGAAAAGGCAAGCAAAAAGCAUAAGCUGAAGCAUAAGAAAAUGACAGGUAAUAUCAAUCAAUUGUACUAGAACAAGAUCUCCAUAUAGUGGGGGUUCAUUGGGCUGCCGACUACGAGAUGCGGUGGUUUAUUAUUUUGGGAAGUAUAGAUUUUAAGUAGUACGAUAUAAAGGGAAACUUCAGUAAGCUUUAAUACAUAAGCACAAGCGUUUGAGCGACAGAAGGGAAGGGACAUAAUUUUCUAGAUUUAUUGCAUUUGGCGCUGAAGCUGUAAUUUAAUUUAGGCUUCCAAUCCUGUCAUGGUCUGUUUGCUAGCUAUGGUCUAUGAUAUGUUUAUUCAAAUGAUCUAUAAAAUUCAUAACGAAUUUAAGUAACUUAAUUUUUUUUUGGUUUCAGGUGAUAAAUCUUGUACGGCAUAUCUAUUCUGUAAACGUAAAUUUCAAUCUCAGUACAAGUUUACCCCCCUUGCCAUAAAGCAGCAUACGAAAAACGCAGGCAAUUGGCAUGAAACGGGUAAUAUUAGCGUAAUAAAACUUUUACAUAAACGUUUAUUUAUACUUGAGUCCUAAUGGUACUGUGAGUCAGACAAUGAGUCAUUUAAACAAAAAAAGAAUCCCUGAAUGCUAACUGUUGUCGAGUCAGUGUUUAACCCUGCCUUAUAAAUAUAGACACUCUGUAUGGAUAUUUAUGACGAAAGCGUGUUACGAAAACGACGUCCGCAGGUAGCCAAAGAGAGGCUCACUAUGGUUAGUGCUUACCCAGUCACUGAAGUCAGUGCUUAAACCUAAUCACUGCGUAUUUUCAGCACUCAACGCUGACUCAUAACUUGACUCGUAACUUAUAGACUCAUUUGACUCAUAAAGCAAGCUUUCUCACGACAUGAAGGGAAAACCGAAAACUACUUUUUGAGCGAGGGACGCCAACCGGAAGUGGACCUUUUUUUGUCAUGUUUUUGUGGACCUUACGGUGCACAACGUUCAAUAGCAUCAUCAUUUUGAUCUUACUGACCAAUAAAAACGUCGCAUUCAUUCAUUACGGUACUGUUUGUGAACGGUAAACAAAGGAUUGUGCACCAGGAGCCUCCAACAUAAACUGCAGCACCGCCGUCGUCUUACUUUUGAAGCGUGCCGGCUUUGAUAACCAGUCUCCCAUCAUAUGAGCAUAUGACUAGAUUUAGAUCGUGAGAUGUUGUGCCAACGAACCACAAAAUUCACGAUUAAUUAGGCAGUCCAGUUGCCUGCUAAAACCUACACUUUGUAAUAGUGACUUAAUUUGCUUUUUUAGGACUCUUGGAUCAAGCUUGGACCAGCGUCAAAGUGAAUACAUUCAUAAGUGAUGAGCUGCAGCCAGAUAAAGAAUUUCAUGAUGUGUAUAAUGAUGCUAUUGAUUCCUUGUACAAAGAAUUACAAAGAGUCUUGCGGAAUACAUCCUAUGGAAUUCAUAACUUGAUCGAGGUUAGUGGCGCAUAAGCCUCCCCCCACCCCACCCAAACGAAAGACGCCAAGGUAAUAGAAUCAUUAUAGAUGUCGGGGCGUGACUGUUAAAAUGUUUAUUCUUAAUAUACGCAAUGCGUAGUUAAAAAAUAAUACAGUGAAAGAUACUGGGAGAUGGUAAAAUUGGAAAUACAAGCAUGGAGGUAACGAAAUGCAUACCAAAUCGUGUUUUUACCCUUAACUUUUACAAUUAACGUAUCCGAUGGACUGAUACUUUUGCCCUGGAGGUCCUUCAGUGCCGAUCCAGAAAGGUUUCAGGAGUAGGACUAACUAGGGUCGAGACGCUGCGAAACUAUACAGGGUGUCCCGAAAGUUCGUUCCUCUAAUUUCAUGCACUAUAACUUUUGAUCAAAACUUUAUUUUUACAUGAAAUUUCUACAAGAUGUUUAUUUCUCUAUCGAGUACAUGUCUUCAGAAUUUCAGUAACUGGCAUGUCCUUUUUGUUUUUUAUCACAUUCUGUAGCCGUUGCGUCUUGAAGUGGGAUACAGCGUGUAGACCCACAGAUGAUCCAUUUUGAGCUUUUUUAUCACCUGGUGCGCAGCAGCCAGUUCAACCCCCAAACAAUAUUUGUUUAGUUUAGACAGCUGAAAAAAAACUUAUUUUGGGCAUUCAUCCAAAAAAGAUAAUCAUCCCCGCCCCCUUCCACAGCAAGGCUUUUGUACUUCUUUACAAAUUUGAGACCAGCUGGGCGUUACUUGGCAGACUAAGCAGAGUUUUUUUUUGCCACCUCAGGGGCCAUUAAACUUAAACAUUUUAAACACCUUUUCAUGACCCUUUCGGGACUUGGCUGGUUAACUAUGUGAGAGCUUCCUCGUCGAGUCUCCUAUUUUGUAUCUAGCCUUCUUUAAAACUAUUUUAGCUGCUUUUGGUCUUCCCCUUCGUUUCUUGCCUUCAAAACUUCCAUUUCUCCAUGAUCAUUUUACUGCCCAACAUUCGAAUUUUUCCAGUUUUUUAAGCAGUUUCUACAACAGAUAGGCCAGUAAAUCGAAGUAUACAUGCUUAUGCUCUCACGUAGCUGAGCUUUUUUUCGUUAAGGGAGUUUAUUUUUCUUGAUAUUCACAAAAAACAAGGAAGGAGUUCGAGUAAUUCGGGCUAUAAAAUACAAAAAAAAAAAGUGGCUGCAAAAAAAAAAAAAAACGCGUACGGGCACCUUUGGCGCGGAAGUACACAAAUCGAAUAUUCGAGUCAAAAGAUGGCACCAUCAGUAUAAAAAUAGUGAAUUGGAUUGAAAGACACAACUUUUCUUCAAAUGAUUUGCUUACCAAGUCCAAUUGUACUGAAAUACAGACUUAUAAAGUAGAGGAACGAACUUUUGGGAUACCCCGUAUAGCACGAAAGUGACUGAAAAAAUUCCGGCUAUGAAUAGAUUCUGCAUACCCACCUUGUCUUUGUAGGGCGGAUCCAUUGCAAAAGGAACUGCAUUAAAAAAGCACUCCGACUUGGAUUGCGUGAUGGUCACGAAGAGUAUUAAAGACGCUAACCAGUUGAGCGGGAAACUACCCGUCAUCUUGCCUGAACUAGAGUCACGACUGCAGGGGAGCUGGAAAGGGGACCCAUGGCAACUGGAUUCCAUAGAGACCACUAACUUCUCCGUGCAGUUUAAUAUGUCUCGUUCUUCUGAAGAGUUAGUUAAGGUCGAUCUCUUACCAACAUUUGAAGCAAACGUAGGCACCGAUGCUGGUACGUACCUAAACACAAGCAGGCUAGUUGCGUUGCUCAUAGAUUAAGUUUGUCAGUACGUGGCUUUCUUCCCAAGCCAUUGAUAAUUCAACAAAACUUCAUUCUCAGGGUUCUCCCAUUUUUAAUAAAAAAUUCAUCACUCCAAAAACUUUAAGAGGAAUGGGGUUAAGUUUUCGGCGCAAUGAUGUCUAGGAACGUUUGGGUAGACAGCGUUAGUUAUUGCGUUAGUUGUGACUGGUCGAUGGUACUCAAGGGUUGUUUACCAUUUGCAAAAUGUUUCCGGAAAAUCCGGUUGGAAAGUAAAUGGAACAAGACUCUUUGGGUCGUUAUAGCGGAAAAUUUCCGGAAGCAACCAAACAUCUGGAAAGGUAGUUCUGUUUUGCCGGACGGAGUGUCUUAUAAACGGAAAUUCGAGUUCCAUUUAUUCACGGCCAUCUUUGAUACCAGUUUCAGGCCUUCGUGGUCGUUUGUUGGUAAAUAGAACUGAUUUGCACAAAUGUUAAACGCAAUUCUGGGACAAAAUUUACUAUCCCUGAAGUUUGCUUACCAUUUAUGAAACGAUUUAUGAUUUCUUAGUAAAUCUUUUAUUAUGUUGAAUCUGCUGAGGAACGAUUUAUACUUUCUCAGAACGAGCAGAGUUUUACAUGCAAAUGGUGCACGAUGAAGAAAACUGGGAAUACUAUUCGGCUGCUAUUGUGAAGUUACAAGUAGAGUUCGUCAAGAAACUGCCUGCAAACGUAAAAGACCUGAUUCGCUUAGUAAAGUAUUGGCGCAAGACGUACAUCCCACAGAGUGGUAGUAAGCACCUCCCCCCCUUCUAUCUGUUGGAACUUCUAACCAUACACGCCUGGGAAAAUGCAAAUCGUCCAGAGAGAUUUGACGUGAAGAUUGGUUUUAAAGCUGUUAUGGAGGCUCUAAAGAAUCCCCACAAUCUUCGUGUUAUUUGGGAGCAUUACUACAGAAGGGAGUUAAUUCCAAGCAGGUACAUUCGUAAGGUGUUUAAAAAUACCUUUCCUCAACGUUUAAAAGAGCUGCUUUUUACAUUCUCAAGGAGUCAGGCCGUCUCGGUUGUUAAUAAAACAGUGGAAAUUUGAGAUACGUCCGUCACCAAUACCCCUUCCCAUGACGCCUUAGGUGCUUUUUGCAUGCUUGUUUUACUUUAUUUUAAUCAGAUGUAAAACCCGCUAGGAAUGACUCUCGAGACAAGAAAUUCGUGAAAACGUUACGGUACUUGAAAGACACCGUAAUUGCAGAAAUGUUCUUUCAUUGUAAAGGUUUAUUUAUUACAUACCGCAUUUAUUCGAAUAAGCGCCCAACCCCGAAUUAGCGCCCAUGCACCUCGAAUAAGCGCCCAUCCUAAUGGCUGAAAAAGUUAAUAGGCGCGUGAUUUCCCGCUUGUUAAUAUCUCAAGAGUUAAGAGUCUUUACGAUAAAAUUGAAUAAGUACUGAUCACUAGCGACGGUGUUUUCCUCAGAGCAUUUUACAGCAACCUUGCUUUGUUACAUCUUCGCAUUUUGUUAUUACCAUUUAUUGUUUUGUUGCAAAAUAAACUGAACAUACUACACUUGCUGAAAAUGGUGAAAAUUUAACAAGCGCCCAGCCUCGAAUAAGCGCCCACCCUCAAGGUCCAAAAAUUUAAUAAUCGCCCGGGUAGUCUCCUUCGCAGCCGUUUUUACCAGGGCGGUUAAUCAAAUAAAUACGGUAUUUCCCUCUUGCGUUUCAGACUUCGGCAGGGCCCAUAUGUUUUUGACCCCGCAAACCCAACCAACAACCUGUACGCUGAUGUUGACAGUUGGGGUGAGGUGAGAGAGGUUGCAGAAGAAACCCUACGGAAACCUCUUCUAAGUGGUGUACAGGUUACUGAUGACUGG
Molecule: messenger RNA, 26453 nt
Organism: Porites lobata
Lineage: Eukaryota; Metazoa; Cnidaria; Anthozoa; Scleractinia; Poritidae
Source: the annotation of a GenBank genome assembly